GCUUCACUCGCACGCGCUCUCCUGUGGCGUCAGAACGCUGCACGAGCUGCCGGCGCGCGCCGCUUUAUAGAUGCUCUGCAACUGAACGGAGAUCUUAAUUGAGCAGCUUCUCACGGGAGUUUAUCGUUUAUUUAUUAAUUCCACGCGCGAGGUCUCGUGUCACAGAAGCUCCGUUCCGUCUUUGCUCGCUCGCUCAUCCAUCCGACUCUGGUCUCCAUGACGCGAUGAGCGGCCUUCAUCUAUGUCCUGUCUGGCCAUCAUUCCAGGGGACCUCCACCCAGUGGUUCUGCUCCACCCAGCCGUAGGGAUGCAUGUCAUGGACAGCGUCUUCCAAGGCAAUAAGAGUGAAGGGUUCCCCCUCCAGGAGCAGGAGGUAGCUGUUGCCGUGGUGAUGCCGUCAAGCUUCCCCACUGGAUUUUAUGACAGAAACGACAGGAAAACGUUGCCGGAUGUUCCUGUCCCUCCUCCACCUGCUCCUCCUCUUCCACCACCUCCACCCGCGGGACCUGAAAUGGGCUCCAAGAAGAAGAAAAGAAUCAGGAGCUUUUUCUGGAAGACAAUUCCAGCAGAAAAGGUGAAAGGGCGAGCCAAUGUGUGGAGUCAGGACCAAGUGCAGCAGAACUUCCAGAUUGAUGUGCAGAAAAUUGAGGAGCUGUUCUGUCAGAACGAUGCUGCGGCCAAGCCGGGACGGACGAAGAGCCAGGGCCUGUUCAGAGAAACCAGGGAGCAGGUGUCUAUUCUGGACUCCAAGAGAGGCAUGAACGUUGGGAUCUUCCUCAAACAGUUCAGAAGGUCCAACGAGGCAAUUAUCGAGGACAUUCGCCACGGCAACAGUGAGUCAUUUGGGGCGGAGCCUGUGAGGGAGCUGCUGAAGCUGCUGCCAGAGACGGAGGAGGUGAAGAAGCUGGAGGCGUUCAGAGGCGACGCGGCGCAGCUGGCGCUGGCAGAUGCCUUCAUGUACCUGCUGAUCCAGGUGCCCAGUUACUCCGUUCGCAUCGAGUCCAUGCUGCUGAAGGAGGAGUUUCCCGCCUCCUGCGACGCGAUGAAGCGCGACAUCAGCAUCCUUCGCUCCGCCACCGAAGAGUUAAUGAGCUGCAAGGAGCUCCAUGCUGUUCUCCACUUGGUGCUGCAGGCCGGAAACAUCCUCAAUGCUGGAGGCUACGCAGGAAACGCCGUCGGCUUCAAACUGUCGUCUCUUCUGUCUCUGGCUGACACCAAGGCCAACAAACCGGGCAUGAACCUUCUCCACUUUGUUGCUCAGGAAGCUCGGAAAACAGACGAGAAGCUGCUGGAGUUUCCUCACAAGCUGCAUAACGUCCAGGCAGCGUCCAGGAUCUCCUUGGUAACUCUGGAUGAAGAACUACAGCUGCUGACUUCCCGCACGCGCUCACUGGAGGAGAAUGUCCAGAGAGACACUGAGCUCCUGCAGCAGCUGGACGCCUUCCUGCAGAGCGCCACGUCUUCUCUGUGCUCCCUGCGGACCAGUCGACAGCAGCUAAAGAAGGAAGGCAACGAUCUGAUCGACUUCUUCUGCGAGGACGUCCACGCCUUCAAGCUGGACGACUGCUUCAGCAUCUUCCACACGUUCUGCUUGAGGUUCACGAACGCCGCCAAAGAAAACAUGGAAAGGGAGGCAAAGGAGGCGGCUCGGCGCCAACACACGCAGGAAGUGGAGGAGCUUAAGAGGCAUUCGUGGGCCGGAGGAGAACAGGCAAAAGGAGCUAUCGGGAUGCGCUGCAGCAGUGAGGCAGACGUGACAGCCGCCUCGUUGCUACAAACUGAGACCAAGCACCUGAUGGGGCUCCUGAGCCCCAAGUCCCAUCCACGGUCCCAGCACAAAGCCUCUCAGGAUCGCGCAGGAAGCCUACGGCGAACGCGCAACUCGCCGUCCAAUUUGUCGUUUGUCCUGGCUGAGCGGGAACUAGCCACACUGUUGGAAAUGGGGCUUGACCCAAAAAGUCCUCAGCCAAGAGGACUGAGAGGAAUCAAGUCACCUGAACAGAGAACAAGACCGCCUUCCCCAAGGGUGACCCCUGCCAGCCCACCAUCAGGAUCUCCUUCUGGGCACUGCGAAAACACCAACCAUGCCGCUUCACCUCACCUGAACUGCAGUGAGACGCACAAAAACUCUCCACUCGUCUCUGAAUCCACGCUUACCUCAAAUCUAAACGAACAGCCAGACCACAAAAACCACGAAGACGAUAAAGGAAGGAAGGAAGAUCUUUCCCAGAAGACGACUCUCUCCACUUCAAGCACAGACGCUACCAGAACAAAGACAGACGAUGAAGGAUCCAGUCAUGGAGUUCCCUGCAGGGAUGAGAAGACCCAAGGAAACCCUUCCAGUACAGACAACAUGUGUGUAGUUCUAGAAAAAUGCACUCUGGUCUCUGAACUGAAAGCAUUCCAGCAGGAGGGGGUCACCAAACCAACUCAUCACCCCAAUGAUGUGGUGAUCACAGAUUUGGAAGAAGAUGGCACCGACCAACCUGGAAAGACCGAAAGAGCCGAUGUAGAAACCACCAAGAAGCCCUCGUCUUCCUCUCCACGAGAAGGAAAAGAGGACAAGGUGAUUGUGUGGUGUGUGACAGGCGUGUGCGACGCUGUGGGUGAAAAGAGCUCCACGCUGUUGGAGGGUCAUCAAGACCAGAGCUCUCCUGCCUCAGACAAUUCUUCAGACCCUCGCCUCCCCAACGAAGGAGCAGUUGCGCCCGUCAGCAGCCAGCCUCAGCCCGCGUCCCGUUCUCAGACCGUGGUACCAGCAGCUUUCCUGGGGGGUUGUCCAGCAGAGUCGAUGCCCUCUGCCACCUCUAAUAAAAAGUCCAAUGUGGCGGAACAGUCAAAAGUUGACGGCAAAUCCAAGAAGGAUUGUAGGAGUUCAUCUGAAGUUCCCCCUAAAAAUAACAAAGCUUCACCUAAAGCCAAGGACCUAUCUGCUUCUAAAGCCCGACUUGUGGCGACAAAACCUACAACCUCAGCAGCAGACAGAUCAAAGCCGGUCCGCACCCUCACCAAAUCUGAGAAUCAGGAGAUGAGGAGGGUCGUGCCCAUCAGCAGAACCUCCCAAAGCUCUUCGUCCUCAGCCAAAGUCUCUGCAAAGCAUCAGCAAACGCCUCUACGAGAAAGACCCUCAACUGCUGCUGCCCUCCGACGAUCCAACACCAACAAGACCCCAGAAACCAGAGACUCCAAGGCUUUAGACGUUCAUGCGUCUGUUCGAAACCAGAACCAGGACUUUGAAAGAAAGCCAUCGCUGAGAAAGCCCCUAACAAAACCUGCGGUCCAAGCAGAGGAGAGGAUAUGUCGCUCCACGCUGAACGUGCUAGCUCAAGGCAGAAGAGGGGGGACCGUCAGCGCUCCAACUACUCCUCUGCAUAAGACCACCUCACCGACAGUCCAGCCGGGUUUCACCCGAAGCACCGCAUCCUCUUCUUUCAGAAAAACCCACUCCACCCUCGGUUCCUCUGUUCGUUCCCAGCCGCCCACAGUUGGUUCCCUCAAAACCUCCACAAAAAACACACCUGCUAGUCCGUCGGCUGCUGCAUCCACAAGGAUGGUUUCUCCCAAACUGCUGGAUCCUUCCGGUUCCUCUCCCACAUCCACCUUAAAGAGAAAUCGAACUAUCCGAUCAUCCACCCGCUCGCCUCUUCACGGCCUGACUCUCCAUCAGGGCCACAGAAGAAACAACAGCGGCAGCUCCACUCACUCUAAGGAUUCUGGGAAAUCCUCAAGACCCAACUGGAGAUAACCAGAGUCCUUCUGGAGACGGACGUUGGAGGAUUUGUUUGUAACUCUUUAAUAAUGGGUGGGCUCUUUCCUUGGUGCUCAUGGGAGCGACUGUUCCCACGGGGAGAAAGAAGGCAUUUCCAAAAAACCUCUGAGCGGGAGAUGAAGGCCUCCAAGUCAACCUUCAGCUCUGGUCUUUGACAUCCAUGUUCUAUGCAUUUGUUUAAAAAAAACAAAGUAUGUUUUAAACAAUGAUUCCCAGUGGAAUCGGGCCCGGUGGGUCGGUUCCUUAAAGGCUCUGGCUCUUUAUAGGCUUGUUCUGCUCCUGACUUCUACUUUGUCUUUGCCGAUAAAGUUAGAGAAGAUUCAAAAUUCCACUGGAGAAGCUAAAAUCCACUGAAAUGUUACAGUUCAGGUGAAAACCUUAAAGAAAAGUUUCUGUCUUUGUGCUGAAAAAUAAAUGGGCGAUCCACCAGGAUCCAGGUAGAACUGAACCGAGCUGCUCUUAGCCGGUCCAAAGUUCUCAGGGUUCUGCAGCCCUGGUCCGGUUCUGUUGCUGACGGGGAUCCGGGCCGAUCUUCUGAAAAUACUUUCAGCUUUGUCGGGUAUUUCAUGAAAAAUGUUGACCCCAAAUUGAGAAGAGAAAAUAGAGACUAGAAUUUCUUCAGUUCAUUUUCCUCAAGUCAGUAUUUGUUAUUUUUCACCAAAUUACUACAAAACUCUGCACGGAUAUUUACCAAACAAAUGAUUUCCUUCGGAAAAAACUUUAUUUAAAGUGAGGCAUCUGGACGCUCAGCUGGUGCUGCGAGAGACGACAGUUCAGUCUAUUUAGGAGAGACGUCUGUUCGUUUUUUAUCAUCAUUUCUAAUGUCUAAAUCUCACUGAUUCUCAUUUUAAAUCGAUUAAUCCAUUUUAGAGACGUUUGUACCUGGUACAUUUCCUUUGAUUCAAGUAAAACUGUAUGUUUAAUUUAAAUGUAUAUAUUUGAAACAAAUGACUUAUUUCUGGUCUCUGAAUCAAAGAAUCAGAAAGGCUAAAGAUUCUACUUUGUCUGAAAGA
Oryzias latipes (Japanese medaka) is the source of this 4782-nucleotide messenger RNA. RefSeq lists its product as uncharacterized. Lineage: Eukaryota; Metazoa; Chordata; Actinopteri; Beloniformes; Adrianichthyidae. The record is from RefSeq and is a predicted model, not a curated record.